AUGGAGUUCACUGAAUCGUACAAGCAAACGGGUCCUUCUUCUUUCUCUCCCAAUGCUCGUUUCUUAGCCGUCGCUGUCGAUUAUCGCCUCGUCAUUCGUGAUACAAUCUCUUUCAAGGUUGUGCAAUUGUUUUCAUGCUUGGACAAGAUUAGCUAUAUUGAAUGGGCCCUUGAUUCUGAGUAUAUUCUUUGUGGUCUUUAUAAAAAGCCAAUGAUACAGGCUUGGUCACUGAGCCAGCCAGAGUGGACAUGCAAGAUAGACGAAGGUCUUGCUGGUAUUGCAUAUGCUAGGUGGAGCCCUGAUAGUCGUCACAUACUUACGACAUCAGAUUUUCAGUUGCGUUUAACAGUUUGGUCAUUGGUAAACACAGCUUGUGUGCACGUGCAGUUGCCAAAGCAUGCUUCCAAGGGGGUUUCCUUUACGAAAGAUGGAAAAUUUGCAGCGAUUUGCACAAGGCGUGAUUGCAAGGACUAUGUAAAUCUGUUAUCUUGUCACUCAUGGGAAAUAAUGGGCAUAUUUGCUGUAGACACUCUAGACUUGGCUGAUGUCGAAUGGUCACCUGACGAUAGUUCUAUAGUGAUUUGGGAUUCGCCUCUUGAUUACAAGGUCCUAAUCUAUUCGCCAGACGGAAGGUGCCUUUUCAAGUAUGAAGCAUAUGAAAGCGGAUUGGGAGUUAAAAGUGUGUCGUGGUCUCCUUGUGGUCAGUAUCUGGCAGUGGGUAGUUAUGACCAGAUGCUGCGAGUCCUAAAUCAUUUAACUUGGAAGAAAUUUGCAGAGUUUAUGCACCCAUAUGCUGUCCGUGGCCCUUGUUAUGCUGCUGUUUUCAAGGAGGUAGAUGAGCCUCUGCAACUGGAUAUGUCUGAAUUAUGUUUGAGUGAUGAUUUUUCUCAAGGAAACGAUGAUUCUUCAGAACGAGCUAAUACAGUCAGGUACGAGGUUAUGGAAGUUCCGAUCAAUUUACCAUUCCAGAAGCCUCCUGCUGAGAAACCUAAUCCCAAACAAGGAGUUGGCAUUUUGUCAUGGAGCAACGAUAGCCAAUAUAUAUGCACUCGCAAUGACAGUAUGCCUACAGUGCUUUGGGUAUGGAAUAUCCGACAACUUGAGCUUACUGCAAUCUUAGUGCAGAAGGACCCUAUUAGAGUGGCAGCUUGGGACCCAACAUGUACUCGCCUUGUUUUUUGCACCGGAAGCACACACUUGUACAUGUGGACCCCGUCCGGUGCAUUUUGUGUUCGUGUUCCUCUACCGCAAUUUUCAAUUACAGACCUGAAGUGGAAUUCUGAUGGCAGUUGUCUGCUCCUUAAGGAUAAGGAGACAUUCUGCUGUGCUGUUGUACCCUUAUUGCCAGAAUCUAGUGAAUACAGCUCAGAUGAAUAA
Messenger RNA from Lathyrus sativus (Indian pea), 1377 nucleotides. The record is from the annotation of a GenBank genome assembly. Lineage: Eukaryota; Viridiplantae; Streptophyta; Magnoliopsida; Fabales; Fabaceae.